This is a messenger RNA of Mugil cephalus (flathead mullet), 1468 nucleotides long. RefSeq lists its product as uncharacterized. The record is from RefSeq and is a predicted model, not a curated record. Gene Ontology annotation, cellular component: tRNA-splicing ligase complex. Bases 98 to 1138 code for a protein of 346 amino acids. The transcript is spliced from 8 exons. NCBI's taxonomy places the organism in Eukaryota, Metazoa, Chordata, Actinopteri, Mugiliformes, Mugilidae.
UGAAAGGAGGAAGCGCCGCAAAUUGGUAAACACGUUUGAACUUUGAGUUGUGCGGCGAAGCAGACUUAUUGUAACUAAUGCAAGUGUAUCACUGGCAAUGGAGAGGAGCGUAGGGGUUAUUUCAGCUAUUAAAGCUCUGGGGUAUCCGGGCGGUACCUGCCUCACACAGUGCAGCUGUGAUGAGCUUCCUUGUCCCAUGCUCACCUGGCUGUCUGCAGAGCUCAGGAAACUCUGUCCCGAGCUGAGAGACUCAAAUGGGACAGGUGAGGUCUUGCUGGUGGGAGAGCUGAGACAUUUACUGUCAAGCAUGUCGUCUCCCCUCGCAGCGCUGACCUCCGAGGUGCUGGGACCGUCCGUCCUCAACAAAAUCACUGAGUUCCUUGUGUCAGAAUUGCAAGCGGCGCACAUGAUCCAGCAUAAGGAAUUACAUCCCGAGGAGAAAAUAACAGGAGAUGAGUCUGAAAAAGAGCAGCGAGUGGAAGAACGCCACCAUGACGAGGCUGAGUUUUGUCAGGAUUUUGAAGAUGAUGACGAUCGCAGGAAGGCGGAGAUGCAGGCUGAAUGGGUACUAGUGCUGCGUGCCCUCGACAUGGAUGCCUCCUCUCAGUUUGCAGAUGUCAUGAGUGAGGUGAAGUCGAGGCUUGCCCGUCUACCGAGCGGUGACAUGAUGAACCCUCUUCUCAGCACCAGCCCCAGUGCAGAGCAAUGGAUGCAAGUGAAAAAGAUAAAUCAAAUCCUGUUGGAGGAUUAUCAGUGUCGGCGCCAAAUGAUCAUCAAACGCUUCCAGGUUACACUGCAGUCAUUUGCAUGGGGAGAAAAACAAAAGGAGCGUAGUUUAGUUCUGGCCACAGUGCCUCCUCUGUCAUCCUUCGCUGGCUCCUCUCGAGUGUCUCCGUCUCUUCUGCUUGCUGCCAGGGAAGAUCAGUCCUUCAUUGACACAGUCAAGCCUGGAAAGAGUACUCCUGUCUACAAGAUGCUGAUGGGCAGCGUACCGGACAGAGGAGGAAGACCGGGGGAGAUAGAGCCACCUAUGCCAGUGUGGGAAGACCGAAGAGCGAAAGGAAACAGAUGGGGACGAGGAGGUGGACACCAACAUCGGCAAAAAUCCUCAAAGAAGAAGAGAGGCAAACAAGAUUGAUCUGGAUUGAUUGAUUUUUUUUUUGUUGUUGUUGCUUGAAUUGAGAAAUAAGUGAUUAUAUUUCUUUAUUUAAAAUUUUCCUGUGGAACGUUGUGUGCGAUAUAAUUUUAUAGCUAUAAAUUCAUAUAUAAUUUAAAGUUUUAGCACAUGUACAUACCUGACUGUACAUUUCUAAAAUAGCUUGCCAUUGGAAGAAUGUAGCUGGUAUAUGACCAGAAAGUUUUUGUAACAUUUUUGUUGAUAUGAAAGAAAACACAACAAUAAUUAUUUUAUGCGCUGGCUUUCCACAUUUGUAGAUGGGUUUGUUGAAGAAUAAACCUAUUACUUACA